Molecule: messenger RNA, 3803 nt
Organism: Caenorhabditis angaria
Lineage: Eukaryota; Metazoa; Nematoda; Chromadorea; Rhabditida; Rhabditidae
Source: the annotation of a GenBank genome assembly
AUGACUACAAACUUGUUCUUUAUUUUGCUCUAUUUAUUAAUAAACUAUAGACUUUGUCAAAAUAAUAUCAUUCAUUUUGGUUUUCUACACUGUGAUGUAAGAGGGGUUAACUGUUUGACUUCAAGAAUAAAUCUAGGUUCAGGAUGUUGAUGGAACUACAACAUAUAUAAACUACCGUACUUCUGCAAGUGCUGCAAAUAUUGCAAUGGACAGAUUGAAAAGUGAAGGUUUAUUACAUGGAUAUGAAUUUAAAAUGACUAUUUUAUUUGAUAAUUGUGAUGAAGUUGAAUCAACUGGAAAAACUCAAGAAUUAAUUAAAACUCAUAAUGUGGAUGUUAUCAUUGGACCAACUACUAAUUAUCGUAAGAUUAAUUAAAAUUGUUAUAAUUAUCUAGAAAUAUGUUUCAGCUGCGGUUCCUGCUUUCACAUUGGCAACAUUCCAUAAUAUUCCAAUUAUUGCUUGGGGUCUAACAUCAGCUGGAUAUCUUGAUGAUAAUUCUAGAUUUCCAAGUUCUGGUUUGAUGUCUGUUGGUUCUGGAAGUUUGAGUAUUGCUUUCCGUUUAAUGAUGAAAGAAUAUGGUUGGGAUCAAUUUGUUUUUGUAUUUUCAUUAGUUGGAGAUCAGGAAAAAUGUGCGACUCUUCGAGAUGAUUUACAAGAUAUGGUAUCAUAUUUUGGAGAUAUAACAAUGUCUUACAGUCGACAAAUCACUGAACAUACUGAUGCGGCAAUGACUGCGGCUUUGAAAGAUAUUGCCACGCGGGGAAGAAGUGAGUAAUUACUGUUGAAUUGGGCUUGUUUUUAACCAGACUAGAAAAUAAUUUCUGGCUUCACAUCAAGCUUGAAUACUAGGGCUUCAAUCAAUUACGAAUGCUGAAUAUUUUUGUAUGUUGAGUGCAACUUGGGAAUCUUGUUGGCAACAGAGGGGAUUAAUUUUGGUAGAUAGCAAUUGUUUUUUUUAUGAAAAAUGAAAAAUUUGUCACAUGAUUGUUCACGUUUGUACAAAUUGCUGAAAAAAGGGUGAAAUAUUUAUUACAGUAAUCGUGGUUUGUUUUAACAAUGGUAAUAGUGAUGGGUCAAAUCGACAGUUUUUCAUAAAUGCAAACAAAUUGGGCUAUGACAAUGAUGAAUUUGUAUAUAUUUUACCAGCACUGAAGUCAAAAGGAUACGGUGAUUAUUUUUGACAAAAAUAUUCUAAAAACAUUAUCUAAAAUAAAAUAUUUCCAGGAGUUCUGCAAACGGAUGGUACAAGGCGAAUGCCUUGGGUUCUUGCUUCCGGAGCACAGGAUACUGAUUCAUUGGCGAUUCCAGGUUUUCAAAGAUCAUUUGCAAUUGUCGAUGUAAAUUGUUUCGAAUUAAUUUAUAAUUUUUAUUUUUUUUAAAGAUGCAAGGACAAGGACAGGUCAGCGCGAACUUUAGCACGUUCUUGGCUGAAGUAAUUUCUCGAAUGAAAUUGUAUCCAUAUAAUUGUACAACUGAAUGUGAAGGAGCAGCUUAUCAAGUAGCAGCAACUUAUUGUGGACAACUUCACGAUGCAGUUUAUGCGUAUGGUGUUACAUUAGAUAAAGUUAUAAAAACAAAUGCAACGCAGUAUAAAAAUGGAACAUACAUUAUAUCAAAAAUGCAACAAAAUUUCACAGGCGCAUCUGGACCAGUUUAUCUCAAUAAAAAUGGUGUGAGAAAUCCUACAUUAUAUAUUGUAAACUUGUCAUCGAACAUGACAUCGACUACAAUAUCAACAGUUUAUGUUGAUGGACAGGUUGGAGUUAUGACUAAAAUGUAUACAAAUGAAUCAAGUCAAUUGUGGCAUUUUCGAAGUAACAUGCAAAGACCAUUAGAUGAACCACUUUGUGGAUUUACUGGAACAAAUUGUCCCGAAAAUGUUUUCAUUCAAUAUAUGGCUUGGUUUAUUAUUGCAAUUGUGAUAAUCGUAUUAGCUAUUUGUGGAGCAAUUUCAGCAAUUGUAACAAUGAUUCGAGCAAAACAACAAGAAAUUGAAAGACAAAAUGCUUUAUGGCAAAUCCCAUUUAAUACAAUGAAACCAAUUACUAAAAAGAAUAAAGGAGAUAACAGUAUGAGAAGUAUUAGCAGUGGACCAAGUACUAUUUCAUCGACUAAAUCAACAUUAUCAGAAGUUACGGAAAAAAGACACUUUUUAUUUUUCACAAUACAAAAUGAAUUUGAGAGCGAAAAAGUUGCUGCUCGAAAACACGUUGUUCGACCAAUUUUUGAUACAAAAGAAUGCGCGUUUAUGCGGCAAAUGAGACUUAUAGAUCAUGCAAAUUUGAAUAAAUUUAUUGGGAUGUCGUUAGAUGCGCCGCAAUUGAUGUCAGUUUGGAGAUUUUGUGCAAGAGGAAGUUUGGCUGAUGUUAUUCAGAAAGCAACUAUUCAAAUGGAUGGAUUCUUUAUUUAUUCACUUAUGAAAGAUAUUAUGAAUGGCUUGAAUUAUAUUCACGAUUCAAAUAUUGAAUAUCACGGAAUGUUGACUUCAAAAUCAUGUUUAUUGAAUGAUAGAUGGCAACUAAAAAUAACAGAUUAUGGAAUCAAACAAAUUCGAAUGAGUGAUCAAUUUAAUAAAACUGAUCUACUUUGGACAGCUCCAGAACUUUUAAGAUCUGGUGAUUUGAUGGGUUCAAAAGAAGGAGAUAUUUAUAGUUUUGGAAUAAUAAGUUCAGAAAUGGUAACAAGAAAAUCAGUAUUUGAUAUUGAAAAUAGAAAAGAAGAUGCUGAAGAAAUAAUAUAUAUGUUGAAAAAAGGAGGAAUGAGAUCACCUCGACCAGAUUUAGAUCAUGAUGAUACAAUUGAAUUAAAUCCAGCAUUAUUACAUUUAAUUCGAGAUUGUUGGACAGAAAGACCAUCUGAAAGACCAAAUAUAAAAGAAGUAAUGAGUCAAUUGAGAGGAAUGAAUAAUAAUAGAAAUGAUAAUUUAAUGGAUCACGUAUUUAAUGUAUUAGAAUCAUAUGCAUCAACAUUAGAAGAUGAAGUUGCUGAAAGAAUGAAAGAAUUAGUUGAAGAAAAAAAGAAAUCUGAUUUAUUAUUAUAUCGAAUGUUACCAAAACAAGUUGCUGAUAAAUUAAAAUUAGGACAAACUGUUGAACCAGAAACAUUUGAUCUUGUUACUUUAUUUUUCUCCGAUGUUGUUAGUUUUACAACAUUAGCUGGAAAAUGUACACCAUUACAAGUUGUUAAUUUAUUAAAUGAUUUAUAUACAAUAUUUGAUGGAAUUAUUGAUCAACACGAUGUUUAUAAAGUUGAAACAAUUGGAGAUGGAUAUUUAGUUGUAUCUGGUUUGCCACAUCGAAAUGGAAAUGAACAUUCAAGACAUAUUGCAAGUAUGUCUAUUGCUUUUAUUAGUUCAUUAACUAAUUUUCGAAUUCCACAUUUACCAAAUGAAAAAAUCAAUAUUCGAGUUGGAUUUCAUUGUGGUUAGUUUAUCUGAUAGUGUUUUAUAAUUAUUGAUAAUCAACAAUUCAUUUAGGAUCUGUUGUUUCUGGUGUUGUUGGUUUAACAAUGCCAAGAUAUUGUUUAUUUGGAGAUGCUGUAAAUACAGCAAGUCGAAUGGAAAGUAAUAGUAAACGUUAGUAUUUUUUUAUAUUAAUUUUGGAAAAUGUUUUUACACUUAUUAAUUUUAGCUGGACAAAUUCAUAUAUCAUCUGAAGCAAAUGAUCAAUUAAUUAAACUUGGUGGAUUUACAACAGAACCACGUGGAGAAGUUAUUGUAAAAGGAAAAGGUGUUAUGAAUACUUAUUGGCUUCUCAAAAUGUCUCCAGCUGCUGCACCAAAAUUGAAUAACAAAACGGAUUAG